Conger conger (European conger) is the source of this 1473-nucleotide messenger RNA. Its product is annotated as neuronal acetylcholine receptor subunit beta-4-like. Bases 37 to 1473 code for a protein of 478 amino acids. The record is from RefSeq and is a predicted model, not a curated record. The transcript is spliced from 5 exons. Gene Ontology annotation, molecular function: transmembrane signaling receptor activity; acetylcholine-gated monoatomic cation-selective channel activity. NCBI's taxonomy places the organism in Eukaryota, Metazoa, Chordata, Actinopteri, Anguilliformes, Congridae. Gene Ontology annotation, cellular component: postsynaptic membrane; synapse; neuron projection. Gene Ontology annotation, biological process: signal transduction; regulation of membrane potential; chemical synaptic transmission.
GCAGGUGGCAGCUGUGCUGAAUCAGAGGAAAGACUGAUGAAAUGGCUCAUGGAAGAAAAGGAAUACAACAAACUGAUCCGCCCCGCUAUCAACCGGGCUGAACGUGUCAGCAUAAGGCUGCAAGUGUCCCUGGCCCAGCUUAUCAGCUUGAAUGAGAGAGAGCAGGUCAUGACCACCAAUGCUUGGCUAACACAGCAUUGGGUUGAUUACAGAUUGAGCUGGGACCCUUCAGCAUAUGAAGGCAUUGAGAAGCUUUAUAUUCCCUCCCGGAACAUAUGGCUUCCUGAUAUUGUGCUGUACAACAAUGCUGAUGGGACAUACGAGGCUGUCUUUACCAAUGUAAUCGUCCUAUUCAACGGUAGCAUCUCCUGGCUUCCACCAGCCAUCUACAAGAGCGCCUGUAAGAUCGAUGUCAAGCACUUCCCCUUUGACCAACAGAACUGCACGCUCAAGUUUCGCUCCUGGACCUAUGACUACACAGAGCUCGACCUGGUCCUUAAGGCUGAGGUGGCCAGCAUGGACGACUUCACUCCCAGUGGGGAGUGGGACAUCCUGGCCCUUCCCGGAAGACGGACGGUCAACCCAUCGGACCCUACCUACGUGGACGUGACGUACGACUUCAUCAUCAAGAGGAAGCCCCUGUUCUACACCAUCAACCUCAUCAUCCCCUGCGUCCUCAUCACCUCCCUGGCUAUCCUGGUCUUCUACCUGCCCUCCGACUGCGGGGAGAAGAUGACCCUCUGCAUUUCCGUGCUGCUGGCCCUCACCGUCUUCCUGCUCCUCAUCUCCAAGAUCGUGCCCCCGACCUCGCUGGACGUCCCGCUGAUCGGCAAGUACCUGAUUUUCACCAUGGUGCUGGUGACCUUCUCCAUCAUCAGCAGUGUAUGCGUGCUCAACAUCCACCACCGCUCCCCCAGCACCCACACCAUGCCGCCCUGGGUCAGGCUGCUGUUCCUGGUGCAGCUCCCGGCUCUGCUCUACAUGAGGCGGCCGCAGGAGGACUCAGGCCAGCGAAGGCCCCGCCGUCAGAGGCAGCCGCAGGGUCCGAGGGCCCUGCCGGGGACGGCCUGCCCGGCUGUUUCCGCGGCCUCUGUCUCGGCCAACCUUUUACGGCCCUCCUCCUCCGCCCCCUACGGCCUCAAUCUGUCUUUGAAAAGAACCAACCAGCGGUCCGCCGGGGGGGCAGCCCCGGAUCUUGGCCUCCAGCCUGGCCCGGGCCUGGGACCUGACCUGCAGGAGGCAGUGGAUGGAGUGUGCUUUGUGGCUGAUCACAUGAUGGGCGAUGAUGACGACCAAAGUGUGAUUGAGGACUGGAAGUUUGUGGCAAUGGUGGUGGACAGGAUGUUUCUGUGGAUCUUUGUGUUUGUGUGUGUGGUUGGUACCCUUGGUCUCUUCCUCCAACCAGUUUUUUAUGGCCCGACAGUUCCUAUCCAGCAGUCUGGCACUGGACCUCCAAUAAGAGAUGGUGUGUGA